Messenger RNA from Vigna umbellata (rice bean), 363 nucleotides. Lineage: Eukaryota; Viridiplantae; Streptophyta; Magnoliopsida; Fabales; Fabaceae. The record is from RefSeq and is a predicted model, not a curated record.
AUGGUGGAUAGAUCCACUAAGAAGCCCUAUGGUGUGGUGGAGGAUGUUAUGAUUCGGAUAGACAACCUUAGAUUCCUGGUGGAUUUUGUGGUGAUGGAGAUGGGAGAAAUUUGGAGAUCCCUAUUAUUCUUGGAAGUACUCAAAGACCAAGAAGAGGAGGUGAUGUUUAACGUCUUCAAUGCUGAGCAACAGAUCCAGGUGGAGAAGACUAAGCUCAAAGCUGCAUAUGAAGAUGCACCAGGGACUAGUACAAAAGCUGCUAAGCCAGGCAAGAAAGCUUCAACUAUGGAAGAGGACGCUGAGGAUGAAGAUGAGAAUGAAGAAGAAGCUGAAGAUGAAGAGGACUCUAAUGAUUAUGAUUGA